AAAACUAUCCUCUUAUUUGACAUUCAGCGGCGACACUGGCGUCGAAAUUAUCUCAUUAGUUCAUCCCAAGUUUAUCCUACGUUAAAUUAUUGCCAAUCGCGUCGAUUGGUUGAUUUGAACCGGCAUUUAAAAGCGAUCUGUCAAAGCAGCCAACAACGGCGAAUAUGAAGGAUCUGGAGAAUCGGGGCGAAGAAUUGUCUUUUUCUUCUCUAUUGGAUACCAAGGGUUUUCAACGUUUCUAGGGACCGUGUAUUUGGUCAAUAUAAUAAAAUGGCGCAACAAGGAAUGAGCGACGAUCGCCGCAAAAGUUCAGCUAUAAGACGAGGAAUGUCUUUAACGGGAUCAGAGGGUCCAAGCAUGCUGGAAAAGCUGAUCCACAAUGCGUUCGACGUUUUUGAUACUGCCAAGAUUCUAGAAGUAGACGUUCGAGACCUUGGCACGAUGAUAAGAUCACUGGGAUGUGUGAUGACCGAAGCAGAGUUACAGGAGAUCCAAGUUCAGCUUGAAGACGUGGAGAAUAAUUCCGUAUCUCAGUCCAGAUUUGUUGAAUAUAUGACAAAGACGAUCAGUGAACACAAGUUGAAGCCAGCUGAACCUGAAGAAUUGCUGCAAGCCUUUCAGCUAUUUGAUCCUGAAAAUCGCGGCUACAUUAUGAGGGAUGAUCUGGCUAAAGCGCUCAUGGAACUCGGAGAGCCCUACACUCAGGAUGAGGUAAAUGAGAUGAUGUUCGUUGCCUGUGACCCUGCUACCAAUAAAAUCAACUACGAACAUUUCAUCAAUCUGCUCAUUGUCGAUUGAGAGGUAAAUUCAGGAUAUUGUUUGAGUGGAUGAAGAAAAUAUACAGUGAAGCCCCAAACUUACAAUGUGAUCUAGGCCUUCUUGAGUUGUAUGGUCCCGUGAGUAGUUUAGAUUCAAUUUACUGCCUUGGACUGCCACGGGUGAUCGGCUAGCGAUUUCCUCCGCAAGUGAUAUUGAUCCCGCUAGCAGACUGUGCAAAGUGUACAAUGUGUUGAUCAUUAUAUGGCAAAAAGAUGUGAAAGCAUAAAUACACGGGAAAAGAAAUUAUAAUUGAAGGAAA
Athalia rosae (coleseed sawfly) is the source of this 1078-nucleotide messenger RNA. Its product is annotated as dynein regulatory complex protein 8-like. The transcript has 6 exons. The coding region runs from base 271 to 798 and encodes 175 amino acids. The record is from RefSeq and is a predicted model, not a curated record. Lineage: Eukaryota; Metazoa; Arthropoda; Insecta; Hymenoptera; Athaliidae. Gene Ontology annotation, molecular function: calcium ion binding.